AUGCCUGUUCAGUUGCUGAAGAUCAUUAAAGGAGAAUCUGAGAUUCCACUACCAAGUCACUUGCAGAAAGAGGAGUUAAAAUGCUUGCAAGAAGGAAUUGAUUAUACCAACAAAUACUUUCAGGGAACAGUUGUUCUUUCCUAUGCAGUAACGAAACUCAGAGAUGGGACAGACUUUUUAAAGGUUGUUCUCCAAGAUUCAAAUGACUUUUGUUCAAGGAUCAACAGCAUCAAUAUUUUAAUACACGGAAAAAUGGCAGAGGAUUGUGCAAAAGUUAUACGUCCUGGGGACACCUUUGUAGUUGCUGGAUUUAAGGUGGCAAAAUCACCUACAGCAAAAGAAGAUGGCAGGCAUGCUUACCACCUGAAGGUGUCUGAAGAAGCUGGAUCAGCCAUUUAUAUUUAUACUAAAAGGAGCACAAGUUCUGCUUCAGAAACAGCAUCUGUGUCUGUUGCACCAAAAUAUGUGUAUACGCCUCUGAAUCAUCUUAAAGAUGGAACAGUAGUGAACUUGUAUGGAAUUGUGAAAUUCUUCAAGCCUCCUUAUGUAAGCAAAGGAACUGAUUACUGCUCAGUUGUAACACUUGUGGAUCCAUCAAAUGCAAAGUUAACCUGCACUCUUUUUAGUGGAAAUCUGGAUUCCCUUCCAAAAAUUUACAAAAUUGGAGAUAUUGUUCGAUUUCAUAGAAUAAAGAUCAGGGAAUACAAUGGACAGAUGCAGGGAAUUACCAGUGGGGGAUUUGCAUCCUUGACGUUUGACGGUACCGUGGGCGCACCUGUAGUUCCUCGAGCCUCCAGUGGGAAAGCAAGAGUGGAUGGAUCUUCUUUUCUUCUAAAGGUGUGGGAUGGCACAAAAUGCCCCUACCCAACGUGGAAGGUACCUGUGGAAUCAAGAGACCUGGAAGGAGAGAGAGGUCUGCUUCAUCAGCUGCGGAAUCUGACAGUGGACAUUCUCGUCUAUGAUAACCAUGUACAACUGGCAAAAUCACUUAAGAUUGGAAGUUUUCUGAGAAUUUACAGUAUUCAUACGAAGCAAGCAAGUUCUGACAACCACGAUGUAUCACAUGUAGAAUUCCAUCUUCAUGGAGGCACCUGUUAUGGUCGAGGAAUAGGAGUCUUGCCAGAAAAUAACUCGGAUGUUAGAGAACUAAAAGAAUUCUUGGAAUCUGUGGAUCUGGCAGGCAGUCAGAAUUUGGAUAGCAUGUCUUCAGUGGAAUUAGAUGGCAUUUUUUGCAAUGUUGCAGAUUUUCAAUCACACUUACAGAGAUGUCAGCAAUUAUCUGUAACAGUAUUAACAGAUCAUCAGGAUUUGAAUAACACAGGACUGAGGACGAUUCUGAAUAGCACUGCUCCUCAACAGUACCGCAUUAGAGCAAAGCUGAGAACUUUCAAACCCCAGAAGCUCCAUCAGUCUAUUAAACUUCAUUGUUCCAAAUGCAAUUCUUUGAAGGAAGUUCCAAAUGGAGAUGACCUCAACUUAAUUUUACAAGAAUCUGCAGCUACUGCCCCAAACCCAGAAUUACACAAUACAUCCUGGUAUGAUUCUGUGUUGUGGACUACACAAGAUCAGAAACAAAGGAAAAUAGCUAUUCAUUUUGUAAAGCAUGAUGAAAUGCUUCAAGAGCCAGAAAAUACUUUGCUUAUGAUAGAAGGUGGAACACUAAAAGAAGUCUGGAAGCUUUCAAGAAAAUUUAAAUGUGUUAUUCCUGUGAGAUCCACUGAAGAUGAUCUUAAAUUACUAGAUCUUUCAGCUCCUUUCCUUUUACAGGGGAGUGUAAAAUAUUAUGGGUGCAAGCAGUGCUCAACUCCAAAGACUAUCAAGAGUCUAAGUACCCUUGCAGCAGAACAACGACCAUCAUGGGAACCAACUGAAAUAGCACAAGUUUUAGGUGUUGUGCCACUCCAGUAUGUUUUUAUUAUGAAGUUUACUCUAGUUGAUGGAACAGGAGCACUAAAUGCAUACCUUUUUGAUUAUGAAAAGUUUUUCCAAAUUCCUGCCUCUGAAAUCUUAACUAGCGAUUUUCUUCAACAGAAGAUGCAGAUGACCAUGAAUACACUCUGUCCUCCAGGAAGAAAACUAGAUGACUUGCCAUGGCUGGAAUGUUUCAUCAAGUCCUAUAACGUCACAGAUGGAAUGAAGCAUCAAGUUUAUUACCAGAUUUUUGAUACUACAGUUGCUGAGGAUGUUGUAUAGU
Messenger RNA from Tinamus guttatus (white-throated tinamou), 2194 nucleotides. RefSeq names its product protection of telomeres 1 (gene POT1). Lineage: Eukaryota; Metazoa; Chordata; Aves; Tinamiformes; Tinamidae. Gene Ontology annotation, molecular function: G-rich strand telomeric DNA binding; telomerase inhibitor activity. Gene Ontology annotation, biological process: telomere capping; regulation of telomere maintenance via telomerase. Gene Ontology annotation, cellular component: chromosome, telomeric region; nuclear telomere cap complex. The record is from RefSeq and is a predicted model, not a curated record.